Molecule: messenger RNA, 1510 nt
Organism: Neoarius graeffei (lesser salmon catfish)
Lineage: Eukaryota; Metazoa; Chordata; Actinopteri; Siluriformes; Ariidae
Gene: chrna8
Product: cholinergic receptor, nicotinic, alpha 8
Exons: 10
Coding region: 17-1510 (497 amino acids)
Biological process (GO): nervous system process; chemical synaptic transmission; regulation of membrane potential
Cellular component (GO): neuron projection; synapse; postsynaptic membrane
Molecular function (GO): acetylcholine-gated monoatomic cation-selective channel activity; transmembrane signaling receptor activity
Source: RefSeq, a predicted model, not a curated record
CACACGCGCGCGCACAAUGCACAGGUUACGUGGAUUCCUUCACGCAGUCGUUUUAGUGUGGACGUCGUUUUGUAUCAAAGACUCUAUACAGGGAGAGCACCAGAGGAGGUUGUAUAAGGAGUUGUUAGAAAACUACAACAGACUGGAGAGACCCGUGGCCAAUGACUCUGCACCUCUGGUAGUGGUACUUGGACUCACACUGCUCCAGAUUAUAGAUGUGGAUGAGAAGAACCAAGUGCUCAUCACCAACGCUUGGCUACAGAUGGACUGGACAGAUGUGUAUCUAAGCUGGAACCCUGAGAAUUACCCAGGCGUUAAUAAUCUUCGCUUCCCAUCCAAUCAGAUCUGGACACCUGACAUCCUCCUCUAUAACAGCGCUGAUGAGAGGUUUGACGCCACCUUUCACACCAACGUGCUGGUGAACUCCUCAGGAGCCUGUCAGUAUAUCCCACCAGGUAUUCUGAAGAGCACGUGUUACAUUGACGUGCGCUGGUUCCCGUUCGACGUGCAGAAAUGUAAACUGAAGUUCGGCUCCUGGACCUACAGCGGCUGGCUGCUGGACCUGCAGAUGCAGGUUGUGGACACUUCCACAUACAUCCCUAACGGAGAGUGGGACCUCGUAGAGGUCCCAGGGAAGAGGAAUGAGCUGUAUUAUGAGUGUUGUAAGGAGCCGUACCCGGAUGUGACCUACACAGUGAUCAUCAGGAGGCGGACGCUGUACUAUGGACUCAACCUGCUCAUUCCCUGCGUCCUCAUCUCAGGCCUCGCGCUGCUCGUCUUCCUACUACCUGCUGACUCUGGAGAGAAGAUCUCGUUAGGUAUCACCGUGCUGUUGUCCCUCACCGUCUUCAUGCUGCUGGUGGCGGAGAUCAUGCCUGCCACCUCUGACUCCGUCCCCCUCAUAGCUCAGUACUUUGCGAGUACGAUGAUGAUCGUGGGCUUGUCUGUCGUCGUCACCGUCCUCGUCCUGCAGUUUCACCAUCACGAUCCACACGGAGGCAAAAUGCCAAAAUGGGUGCGGGUGAUCCUGCUCCAGUGGUGCGCCUGGUUCCUGCGUAUGAAGAAACCAGGUGAUGAACGCAAGUCCCCCUACAGCUACUCCAGCACCAGCAGCCUGCAGAUGGGCAGCGUGCCCAGCCAGAUGGGCACCAACGGCCACACGAACCUCUACUUCGGCUUCCACUCGCCAGACAGCACCUGCUGCCCCAAUAGCAGCGACUCAGGCGUGUCGUGUGGAGUUUCCUGCAGCGGUGGGCAUCGCGAGCCAGCCCUGGCGCUAUCAGGCGAGCAGCGAGAGCUGCAGAGGCUCCUGGUUGAGGUGUCGUACUUGGCACAGCGUUUCCGGGCCCAGGACGAGGCUGAGGCGGUGCGAGGCGAGUGGAAGUUUGCAGCAGCCGUAGUAGAUCGCCUCUGUCUCGUCGCCUUCUCACUCUUCUCCAUCGUGUGCACCUUCGCCAUCCUCAUGUCAGCGCCCAACUUCAUCGAGGCCGUCUCCAAGGACUUUACAUAA